Clupea harengus (Atlantic herring) is the source of this 9689-nucleotide messenger RNA. Its product is annotated as alpha-tectorin-like. The record is from RefSeq and is a predicted model, not a curated record. The coding region runs from base 1 to 9684 and encodes 3227 amino acids. The transcript is spliced from 31 exons. Lineage: Eukaryota; Metazoa; Chordata; Actinopteri; Clupeiformes; Clupeidae. Gene Ontology annotation, molecular function: protein binding.
AUGGCACAAGGUGUAUUUUACCCCUUCGGACCAGGGGAUUCAUAUUCCAGUCGUGUCGAUGAUGGCUGGUCGUCCAUUAGCAUAUCACAACCAUUUCGCUAUUUCAGGCAGGCAUUAACCCGGAUAUACGUUAACAACAACGGAUUUCUCACCUUUGACAGUGGGUGGUUCGAAUAUGAUCCAUACCAAUUUCCUGCUUAUGCACACCGCAACCUCAUUGCCCCGUUCUGGACAGACCUUGACAACCGAUUCAGAGGCAACAUAUCCUACCGCCAGUACACCAAUGGCAGUGUCCUCCAGCAAGCUACAACAGACAUUAACCAGUACUUCCCUGGAAUAAGCUUCUCAGCCUCCUGGGUCUUUGUUGCAACAUGGGACAAAGUGGAAUAUUUCCCAUUAACAGAAACAGUAACAUCAUUCCAAGUGGUCCUGAUCUCAGGGGCUCGAGGCUCAUUUGCACUGAUGAAUUAUGGUGCCAUUGGUGCGACACGCUAUCAGGUGCAGGCUGGCUAUGAUACUAUCAACUCAACACAUCAUUUCUCAAUCCCCGACUCCUUCAUGAGCAACAUCGGCAAUUUAAGGAACACAAGCAACGUCAACAGGCCAGGUCGCUGGGCCUUCCAGGUUGAUGAUGAACAGCAGGACUGCCAAUAUAAUGGUUUACCUGUGCAGGUUGGAGACUCUUUCUGGACAGAUGCCACCUGUCAGCAAAGAUGCACCUGCGUCAGUGGAGGCCUCCUCCAGUGCCAGCGACAGCCCUGCACCUUUUCCCAGGUGUGUCGUCCAGCGACCUUCCAGUACUCCUGCCAGAAUAUUCAUCGACGCACCUGCACCAUCUCUGGUGACCCCCACUACAACACCUUUGAUGGGAAAGUCUUUCAUUUCCAGGGAACCUGCACGUACAUACUCUCCGAGACUUGUGGCAAUGGACUGCCAUACUAUCGUAUUGAAGGGAAGAAUGAGCAUCGGGGCAGCACAUGUGUGUCGUGGACCCGUCUUGUAAGAGUGUGGGUUUACGGUGAGGAAAUUGAGCUGGUCAAAGGCCAUCAUUACCAAGCAUUGGUGAACGGUAGUUUUGUGACGACCCCAUUUACCCUACGGAAUGGGGCCAUCCAGGUCUACCAAUCAGGUUUCUCUGUGGCUGUCAGUACAGACUUUGGCCUGCUGGUCGCCUAUGAUAACUAUGACUAUGUCAGAAUCUCAGUGCCCUACGAGUACCAAAACGCCACCUGUGGCCUGUGUGGCAACUUCAACCAACACCCUCAUGAUGACUUCCGAACCCGUGGUGGGCAGCUUGUGAGCUCAGACGUGGAGUUUGCCAACAGCUGGAAGGCCCCAGGGGACACUGACCCAGGCUGCCAGGACGUGCAAUUUGCGGGACUGGCUUGUCCUGCCUGUACCGAUAACCAAAGGACUCUUUACGGAAACACUGCCCACUGUGGAAUCCUCAGCAAUAAUGUUGGCCCGUUUGUUUCCUGUCACUCAAUGCUGUUUCCACAGAGCUUUGUAGAAAAUUGUGUGUAUGACCUGUGUGUGAGUGACGGCUACCAGCCCAUCCUCUGCCAAGCACUCAACGUGUAUGCUGCCCAGUGUCAACAAGAGGGCAUUCAGUUGGGCCAGUGGAGGAAAGAGGGAUUCUGUGAAAUCCCCUGUCCAGCCAACAGCCACUUUGAGUCUCAAGGAACUGGAUGCCCUGUAACCUGCAGCAACCCCAAUGCUACCCAGAAUUGCCCACUGCCCAACCUGGAGAGCUGCAUCUGUAAUGCUGGCUAUGUCCUAAGCGGCGGGCAGUGUGUUCUGGAGAGUGACUGUGGCUGCACCUUUGAGGGGCGGUAUUAUACAGCUGGGGAGAAAGUGGUGCUAGACCAGGACUGUGGGAGGCACUGCCACUGUACUCAAGGGACAAUGAGCUGCCAGACACACAGCUGCAGUGAGCUGGAGGUGUGUGGGGCCCACGGUGGUGUGCGGAACUGCAGACCUCUCAGCUACGCCACCUGCUGGGUGGAGGGUUACGGGUCGUAUCGCACCUUUGAUGGAAAGACCUUCCAUUACCCAGGUGCCUGUAGUCUGACAUUGGCGAGGGUCAGGGGACAAUCACAAUUACCUCAUUUUCAAGUAAGUGUCGAGAAAGUUCCCACAGGCCUUAGAGAUUUUGCCAGACACCUGAAGUUUGAAACAGAAGGAACACAAGUUUCUGUGGAGAUGGGGGAAGGAGCCACAACAAAGGUGGAUGGGCAAACAGUGGGCAUUCCUUUCAGUGUCAGCUCAGGUCAUAUUCACAUCUACCACAGCAGUGUAAAAGGUGUUGUCAUAGAGACCAACUUCGGAGUGAUGGUGAGAGCUGACUGGCCACAUAUCAUCCGCAUUACCGCUCCUGGCAACUACAACGGCACUCUAGGAGGCCUGUGUGGAGAUCUGAAUGGAGACCUUCGCGACGACUUCCUCUCCCCCACUGGAGUUCCCAUCUACGACUUACAGCAGUUUGGGGACAGCUGGAGAGAUGGCUCCCUGUCAGCAUUCUGUGUGGAACCUCCGGUCUUGGAACCAGGACACUACCAGAACACAAGUCAGUUCAGGGAGCUCUGUGGCAUCAUGGGAUGGGCACACGGGCCUUUUAGCCAGUGCCAAGCAAGGCUGGACCCCUGGGGACGGAUUGAAGACUGUGUCCAGGCUUUAGUGAGAACACGUGGUACUCGAGAGGCCCUGUGCGAGGCAUUGCGUGGCUACACCCUUCUUUGCCAACAGAGUGGCAUCACAGUAGGGGAAUGGAGGAACAUCACUAACUGUGACGUAACCUGCCCACCCAACAGCCAUUAUGAGCCAUGUGGAACAUCCUGCCCAGCUUCCUGCCCAAGCCUGUCUUUCCCCUUCCUGUGUACUCAGCAGUGUCAGGAGGGGUGCCAGUGUAAUGACGGGUUCCUCCUGAGUGGGGAUCGUUGUGUGCCACCCACGGGUUGUGGCUGCCACCAUGGCGGGCGCUAUAGACAGAGUGGAGAGCGCUACUGGUAUGGUGAGGAGUGCCAGUUCCUGUGCCAGUGUAAUGGCAUCACCGGACAGUCGCAUUGCAUGGCCACUUAUUGUGGUGCUCAGGACUCUUGUCGAGUCGUGGAUGGACAGUACGGUUGCCAUCCUAAACCUGAAGCCACCUGCUCGGCCUCUGGAGACCCACACUACACCUCCUUUGACAGACGCACCUUUGACUUCCAGGGUACAUGUCGUUAUGUCCUGGCAUCAGUUUGCAAUGGAACACGAGGCCUACCUCACUUUCAGGUGGAGGCCAGGAAUGAGGCAUGGAAUGGUCUGCACGUCUCCAUAACUGUGGCAGUUUACGUCAAUGUGUCUGGACAUCUGGUGUACAUUUCAAAAGAGAAUCGGGGGACUGUGCAGGUGAACGGGGAAACAAGAAACCUGCCAGUCCUUCUUGAUGGGGGCAGAGUGUCUGUCUAUGCCAACGGACUGCACACAUUUGUGAAAGCAGACUUUGGUCUGACUGUCGGUUAUGAUGGCCGGUGGGUGUUGGACAUCACAGUGCCAUCCAACUACAGUGGUGCCACAUGUGGCCUGUGUGGAAACUUCAACGGCAUCCAGGGUGAUGACUUUACUGUCCAGGAAGGGAGUUCUGGCUCUGUGGCCCUCUCUGCUUCUGAUUUUGGAGACUACUGGAAGGUUGAUGACGGCAUGCCCUGUACUGGAGGAUGUGGAAACUCCUGCCCAGUGUGCCCAGAUGACUCAAGAGCCCGUGUCCAGUGUGAGCUACUCAGAUCUAGAAAUGGACCACUGAGUUUCUGCCAUAUCCACGUGGACCCCCAGCCAUUCUUUCACGACUGUGUCUUUGACAUGUGCCUGUCUGGGGGCAGAAACGAAGUCCUGUGCCGCGUGAUGGGAGCAUAUGUCAGCGCAUGCCAAACUGCAAAUGUCAUCAUCUACCCCUGGCGUCAAAACACCACAUGCCAAAUGGAGUGUCCAGAGAAUAGCCACUACGACCUGUGUGGCACAGAGUGUGGGCACACCUGUGCCAGCAGCAUUGAUGCCAGCUGUGACAGGACCUGUGCUGAGGGCUGUUUCUGUGAUGAUGGAUUUGUGAGGAGCGGGGGGCGCUGUGUCCCUGUGGAACAGUGUGGCUGUCUUUAUGACGGCUUCUACUUUGAGAUCGGGGAACAGUUCUGGACACAAGCCUGCUCUCAGCGCUGUGAGUGUUUUGCCCAAAAUGACCUCCGCUGCACCCAGUCCUUUUGCCCCCCAACUCAGGAGUGCUCUGUCAGAGAUGGCCGCCGGGGUUGCUAUGGUCACCCGCCGACCUGCACAAUCUGGGGAGACCCUCGCCUCAUCACCUUCGAUGGGGCUCUGCAGGUUGGACACUCUUUCUGGACAGAUGCCACCUGUCAGCAAAGAUGCACCUGCGUCAGUGGAGGCCUCCUCCAGUGCCAGCGACAGCCCUGCACCUUUUCCCAGGUGUGUCGUCCAGCAGCCUUCCAGUACUCCUGCCAGAAUAUUCAGCGACGCACCUGCACCAUCUCUGGUGACCCCCACUACUACACCUUUGACGGGAAAGUCUUUCAUUUCCAGGGAACCUGCACGUACAUACUCUCUGAGGCUUGUGGCAAUGGACUGCCAUACUAUCGUAUUGAAGGGAAGAAUGAGCAUCGGGGCAGCACACGUGUGUCGUGGACCCGUCUUGUAAGAGUGUGGGUUUACGGUGAGGAAAUUGAGCUGGUCAAAGGCCAUCACUACCAAGCAUUGGUGAACGGUAGUUUUGUGACGACCCCAUUUACCCUACGGAAUGGGGCCAUCCAGGUCUACCAAUCAGGUUUCUCUGUGGCUGUCAGUACAGACUUUGGCCUGCUGGUCACCUACGAUGCCAAUCACUAUGUCAGAAUCUCAGUACCCUACGAGUACCAGAACGCUACCUGUGGCCUGUGUGGCAACUUCAACCACCACCCUCUUGAUGACUUCCGAACCCGUAGUGGGCAGCUUGUGAGUUCAGACGUGGAGUUUGCCAACAGCUGGAAGGCCCCAGGGGACACUGACCCUAGCUGCCAGGACGUAGAAUGUGCAGGGCUGGCUUGUCCUGCUUGCACCGAUAACCAAAGGGCUCUUUACGGAAACACUGCCCACUGUGGAAUCCUCAGCAAUAAUGUAGGCCCGUUUGUUUCCUGUCACUCAAUGCUAUCUCCACAGAGCUUUGUAGAAAACUGUGUGUAUGAUCUGUGUGUGAGUGACGGCUACCAGCCCAUCCUCUGCCAAGCACUAAACGUGUAUGCUGCCCAGUGUCAACAAGAGGGCAUUCAGUUGGGCCAGUGGAGGAGAGAGCGAUUCUGUGAAAUCCCCUGCCCAACCAACAGCCACUUUGAGUCUCAAGGAACUGGAUGCCCUGCAACCUGCAUCAACCCCAAUGCUACCCAGAUUUGCCCACUGCCCAACCUGGAGAGCUGCAUCUGUAAUGCUGGCUAUGUCCUAAGCGGUGGGGAGUGUGCUCUGCAUAGUGACUGUGGCUGCACCUUCGAGGGGCGGUACUAUACAGCUGGGGAGAGAGUGGUGCUAGACCAGGACUGUGGGAGGCGCUGCCACUGUACUCAAGGGACAAUGAGCUGCCAGACACACAGCUGCAGUGAGCUGGAGGUGUGUGGGGCCCACGGUGGUGUGCGGAGCUGCAGACCUCUCAGCUACGCCACCUGCUGGGUGGAGGGUUACGGGUCGUAUCGUACCUUUGAUGGAAAGACCUUCCAUUACCCAGGUGCCUGUAGUCUGACAUUGGCGAGGGUCAGGGGACAAUCACAAUUACCUCAUUUUCAAGUAAGUGUCGAGAAAGUUCCCACAGGCCUUAGAGAUUUUGCCAGACACCUGAAGUUUGAAGCAGAAGGAACACAACUUUCUGUGGAGAUGGGGGAGGGAGCCACAACAAAGGUGGAUGGGCAAACAGUGGGCAUUCCUUUCAGUGUCAGCUCAGGUCAUAUUCACAUCUACCACAGCAGUGUAAAAGGUGUUGUCAUAGAGACCAACUUCGGAGUGAUGGUGAGAGCUGACUGGCCACAUAUCAUCCGCAUUACCGCUCCUGGCAACUACAACGGCACUCUAGGAGGCCUGUGUGGAGAUCUGAAUGGAGACCUUCGCGACGACUUCCUCUCCCCCACUGGAGUUCCCAUCUACGACUUACAGCAGUUUGGGGACAGCUGGAGAGAUGGCUCCCUGUCAGCAUUCUGUGUGGAACCUCCGGUCUUGGAACCAGGACACUACCAGAACACAAGUCAGUUCAGGGAGCUCUGUGGCAUCAUGGGAUGGGCACACGGGCCUUUUAGCCAGUGCCAAGCAAGGCUGGACCCCUGGGGACGGAUUGAAGACUGUGUCCAGGCUUUAGUGAGAACACGUGGUACUCGAGAGGCCCUGUGCGAGGCACUGCGUGGCUACACCCUUCUUUGCCAACAGAGUGGCAUCACAGUAGGGGAAUGGAGGAACAUCACUAACUGUGACGUAACCUGCCCACCCAACAGCCAUUAUGAGCCAUGUGGAACAUCCUGCCCAGCUUCCUGCCCAAGCCUGUCUUUCCCCUUCCUGUGUACUCAGCAGUGUCAGGAGGGGUGCCAGUGUAAUGACGGGUUCCUCCUGAGUGGGGAUCGUUGUGUGCCACCCACGGGUUGUGGCUGCCACCAUGGCGGGCGCUAUAGACAGAGUGGAGAGCGCUACUGGUAUGGUGAGGAGUGCCAGUUCCUGUGCCAGUGUAAUGGCAUCACCGGACAGUCGCAUUGCAUGGCCACUUAUUGUGGUGCUCAGGACUCUUGUCGAGUCGUGGAUGGACAGUACGGUUGCCAUCCUAAACCUGAAGCCACCUGCUCGGCCUCUGGAGACCCACACUACACCUCCUUUGACAGACGCACCUUUGACUUCCAGGGUACAUGUCGUUAUGUCCUGGCAUCAGUUUGCAAUGGAACACGAGGCCUACCUCACUUUCAGGUGGAGGCCAGGAAUGAGGCAUGGAAUGGUCUGCACGUCUCCAUAACUGUGGCAGUUUACGUCAAUGUGUCUGGACAUCUGGUGUACAUUUCAAAAGAGAAUCGGGGGACUGUGCAGGUGAACGGGGAAACAAGAAACCUGCCAGUCCUUCUUGAUGGGGGCAGAGUGUCUGUCUAUGCCAACGGACUGCACACAUUUGUGAAAGCAGACUUUGGUCUGACUGUCGGUUAUGAUGGCCGGUGGGUGUUGGACAUCACAGUGCCAUCCAACUACAGUGGUGCCACAUGUGGCCUGUGUGGAAACUUCAACGGCAUCCAGGGUGAUGACUUUACUGUCCAGGAAGGGAGUUCUGGCUCUGUGGCCCUCUCUGCUUCUGAUUUUGGAGACUACUGGAAGGUUGAUGAUGGCAUGCCCUGUACUGGAGGAUGUGGAAACUCCUGCCCAGUGUGCCCAGAUGACUCAAGAGCCCGUGUCCAGUGUGAGCUACUCAGAUCUAGAAAUGGACCACUGAGUUUCUGCCAUAUCCACGUGGACCCCCAGCCAUUCUUUCACGACUGUGUCUUUGACAUGUGCCUGUCUGGGGGCAGAAACGAAGUCCUGUGCCGCGUGAUGGGAGCAUAUGUCAGCGCAUGCCAAACUGCAAAUGUCAUCAUCUACCCCUGGCGUCAAAACACCACAUGCCAAAUGGAGUGUCCAGAAAAUAGCCACUACGACCUGUGUGGCACAGAGUGUGGGCACACCUGUGCCAGCAGCAUUGAUGCCAGCUGUGACAGGACCUGUGCUGAGGGCUGUUUCUGUGAUGAUGGAUUUGUGAGGAGCGGGGGGCGCUGUGUCCCUGUGGAACAGUGUGGCUGUCUUUAUGACGGCUUCUACUUUGAGAUCGGGGAACGGUUCUGGACACAAGCCUGCUCUCAGCGCUGUGAGUGUUUUGCCCAAAAUGACCUCCGCUGCACCCAGUCCUUUUGCCCCCCAACUCAGAAGUGCUCUGUCAGAGAUGGCCGCCGGGGUUGCUAUGGUCACCUGUCAACCUGCACAGUCUGGGGAGACCCUCACUACAUCACCUUCGAUGGAGCUGUGGCUCACUUUCAGGGCACCUGUGCUUAUGAGAUUACCCACACCUGUGGCAACAUGAGUGAUGACGCCUUGACCUUCCGCGUUGUAGCCGCAAAUAGUCACCGUGGCAACUUAAUUGUGUCUUUUGUGUCCACUGUGGAUGUUUGGCUCUCUCGUGGAGGAGUACAAAGCCACAUCACUAUUGGGCAGAACAGGAGAGUCAAGGUUGAUGGUCAAGACAACAAUGCAAACACCGUUCAGGUUGGCUCCCUGGCGCAGUUGACUCAGGGGUCUGGAUUUGUGGUUGUGAAUGCCUCAGGGGAGCUGGUGGUCCAGUUUGAUGGUCGUAGUACACUUCUAGUCAGACUGAGUCCAAAGUAUCAUCAAUCUGUGUGUGGGAUGUGUGGGAAUCACAAUAACAACCCAGCAGACGACAAGGUUCUGCCCAAUGGCACUCUGGCCCAGACUGACAGGCAAUUUGGUCAAAGUUGGAAAUCGAAUGCAAACAGUACUGGAUGUGGAGCCAGUGGACCGGACGAACCGUGUCUGUCCAAAGCAGAAUACACAGAUAAAUGCAGCAUCCUCACCAACAGCAGCGGCCCGUUCCAGCAGUGCCACCUGCAUGUUGACCCACAGGCGUACCUCACUUCCUGCGUGUAUGAUCUCUGUGCCUACACACCAGCCCAUGGCAUGCUAUGCUCAGCGGUGGAGGCCUAUGAGACAGCUUGCACUGUGCUGGGGCUCCAAACAACAGAAUGGCGUUCUGCACUGCAUUGCUAUGUUGUUGACCCCUGUGAAGAGCUGGACUGCACUGAGGAUGAGUGGUGUGGCCAGAAAGAUGGAGUCUACGGCUGCUUCUGCAAUGAGGAUCACCCGAGACCUCAUGCUGAGUCCUUUGACUCUGUGGAGUACUGUUCCAGCAGCACAGGCACCAUGUCUCUGUCUCGCUGCCAGCUGUUUGAAGCAGGCUUCUCGGCUGACACCCUCCACCUCAACGACCCCAGCUGCAACGGCACACUCCAAGAUGGCAGAGUGGAGUUCCUUUUUGACAAUGAGAAUCACAUUUGUGGAACCACUCUGAGGAGCAACAGCACCCACUUCAUCUAUGAGAACUUAAUCCAGGGGGAGCCCAACUCAGCCGGUGGCCCCAUCAGCAGAGAGAGACGGAUACAACUGCUCUUCUGCUGUGUCUACCCCCUCACCCAGGCACUCUCCAUGAACAUAGACAUCAACCCCCUGGAGAGGUUGGUUUUGCCAUUAUCCCCUAGUGGUAAAGGAAACUACCGUCUCCGAAUGAUUCCCUAUGAAGAUGCAGGAUUCUCCCAUGCAUUCUCUGGGAGGGUUUACGUGGGGGUGAACCAGCGGAUCUAUGUGGCUGUCCGCGUGGACGGAGUGGACAGCCGCCAGAUCGCCGUCGUGAUGGACUCCUGCUGGGCUACUCCUGUCAAUCAGGCAGACUACCACAUUCGUUGGGACCUCAUCAGAAACGAGUGCCCCAACCCCAAUGGCAACACAGUGGAGAUGCUUCAGAAUGGCGUCAGCACAUCAGGUCGCUUCUCCUUCAGGAUGUUCACCUUCAAAGUUUACCUGCACUGCAGCAUCCACCUGUGCUUGGUGGCGAGCAACAACUGCACAGCCGUAAGUUCACCACAUCUAGAGCACAUCAGGAGGGAAUCUGACUAGCAGAG